Molecule: messenger RNA, 630 nt
Organism: Iphiclides podalirius (scarce swallowtail)
Lineage: Eukaryota; Metazoa; Arthropoda; Insecta; Lepidoptera; Papilionidae
Source: the annotation of a GenBank genome assembly
AUGACCGUUGUAUGGAUAGCAACAGUAGAUACUCAGUACGGAGAGCAAGGAGACCCCCGAGUUCCGAAACGGGCAUAUGCUUCCACUUCAAUAGGCUUGCGUCGCGAUUUCCUCCCCUCAACAUGCACCCCUCCCCCCUCCCAGAAUCAACCCCCUAUCCCUCGAUCGCUGCGCGUGCGCGUCCGGGCUGGUAGCGUCACUCUGAAAAGGCCAGGCUCGUGGGGAUCAGUAUUCGACGGUAGGGAGCGACGCAUGACGGACACAUGCGCGCGUCACCGACUCGCGAUUGGUAAUGGACGAGAAUCGAGCGUCGUCGGAACCCCGGCGAUGACGCCAGACGCCACACGCAUGCGCAUCUCCACGCCACGCUACUCGGAAAAGCAAGGGGUGGACCAAACGGGGACGCUAACGAGGGGGACUGUUUCCAAGCGAAGGUGGUUAAAGGGUGGCGUCGAGAAGUUCUGGAAAUUUCCACCGUCACCCCCCGCAGUAACUCCCUUCCAGUACGGCGUCAACGCGGAGACGGUUUUGCGUACGUCCAAGCGCGUCCCAUUCCCCUCCGAUCGGUUAUCGACUAAAUUACAAACAAAACGACGCGCGCGUAGUCUAGACAUGGAGCGAACAAAGGAA